Molecule: messenger RNA, 315 nt
Organism: Anthostomella pinea
Lineage: Eukaryota; Fungi; Ascomycota; Sordariomycetes; Xylariales; Xylariaceae
Source: the annotation of a GenBank genome assembly
AUGCAGACCAAGGCCACCCUCAUCGCCCUCAUCGGCCUCUUCGCCACCUCGGCCAUCGCCGUGCCUACCUACCCCGGCGAGGCCGGCUCCUACGACGCCUGCCCCGACGGACUGUACUCCAACGCCCAGUGCUGCGCCACUGAUGUGCUCGGAGUUGCGGACCUCAACUGCAACUCUCCUUCUGCGGUUCCCACCAGCGCUUCCAGCUUCGAGAACAUCUGCGCCACUGGCGGAGACCGUGCCCGAUGCUGCGUCCUCCCCGUUCUUGGUCUCGGCGUUCUUUGCCAGACCCCUGUCGGUCUCGGCGGACAGUAG